UUUAAUUAUAAAUUUUGUUUAUUUAAUAAAUUAAUUUUUUUCAAAUCUGUGGACGUUUUAUUCACAAAGAUCCCCUCUAAAUUGUCCACAAAAGUUCAAAAAUUUGUCCACAAAAUUCUUAUGAGUGCUGACGAAAAUAAAUUAAUACGUAAAAAUGUCAGUUAUAAUUGCUCAUGGAUUUUCUCGUCAACUGAUUUUGAAAAAUGGAAACGACGAUUUGAUAAGGCGAAGAAGAACUGGCAGAAGAAAUACACUCGUGAUUCUUUUAUUUGGUAUAAUCACAAUUGUAUAAGAAAAAAGAAGAAAUGCAAAUAUUCAAAGUCUGAGGACAAUUCUUGUAGAGGCAAAAUGAAAAUUCCAGAAAAACCGGAAGGGGACAGAUUUGGCUUUUAUAGAAUUGAGCUUACUGAGGAUGGUUUUGAACAUUUUGUGUCAGAAUUUGAGGAGGAGGAUGAUGACUAUGGAAAUUUUAUUUUUGAAUUUUUUAAAGAAUUUAAUAAUAGUAAUUCUGUAAACGAGGUUACGGUAGGAAAAAUUUCUAGAGUUGUUGACUUGGGGCAUUUUAAUAUGGCAGGGAAUGUUGGCAAAUUAUAA
Molecule: messenger RNA, 594 nt
Organism: Meloidogyne enterolobii
Lineage: Eukaryota; Metazoa; Nematoda; Chromadorea; Rhabditida; Meloidogynidae
Source: the annotation of a GenBank genome assembly